AUGAUUGGGAUACUGACGAGGAGAGUAGCAGCUUCAGCUUCUGCUUCAUGGAAAUCAUCACUGAGCGCAUUUCAAAUUGUACAAACAAGGAGGGAUUAUAGCCUUGGAGUUCUUCCCGAUGGAGCUGAUCGGAAUUCAGAGGCCUUCUCUCGCAACUCAAAGGCCAUGGACCUCUUAAUCUCCGACCUCCAAUCCCACAUCGAAAAGGUUCUUGGUGGAGGAGGACCUGUAGCUGUGAAGAGAAACAGGAGCAGAAAUAAACUUCUCCCCAGAGAACGCAUUGAUCGUCUGCUUGACCCUGGCGCUUCUUUCCUGGAGCUUUCUCAGCUUGCAGGCCAUGAACUAUAUGAAGAAUCCUUACCAUCUGCUGGGAUUAUUACUGGAAUAGGUCCGGUCCAUGGACGACUUUGUAUGUUUGUGGCUAAUGAUCCUACUGUUAAGGGGGGAACUUAUUAUCCCAUCACUGUUAAGAAACAUCUCAGGGCACAAGAGAUUGCCAAUCAAUGCAAAUUACCGUGUGUGUAUCUUGUUGAUAGUGGAGGUGCUUUCCUUCCCAAGCAGGCCGAGGUCUUUCCUGACAGGGAGAAUUUUGGUAGAAUUUUCUACAAUCAAGCUUUAAUGUCUGCCAAAGGCAUUCCUCAAAUUGCGCUGGUAUUAGGUUCCUGUACUGCUGGCGGUGCCUAUAUUCCUGCAAUGGCUGAUGAGAGUGUGAUGGUCAAAGGAAAUGGUACCAUAUUUCUAGCAGGACCCCCACUUGUGAAGGCUGCUACUGGAGAAGAAGUAUCUGCAGAAGAUUUGGGGGGUGCUAGCGUGCAUUGCAAGACGUCAGGAGUUUCAGACUAUUUUGCUCAAGAUGAACUCCAUGGACUUGCUCUUGGGAGGAAUAUUAUUAAAAACUUGCACAUGGCAGCGAGAGGCUUGAAAAGCGGGUUGCAGAGUAUAAGUUCUGAAUAUCAGGAACCAUUAUAUGAUGUAAAGGAACUUCGUUCCAUCGCACCAACCGACCAUAAGCAGCAGUUCGAUAUCCGAUCAGUUAUUGCUCGCAUUGUCGAUGGAAGCGAAUUUGAUGAAUUCAAGAAAUUGUAUGGCACUACUCUUGUAACAGGUUUUGGCAGAAUCUUUGGGCAGCCUGUGGGAAUUAUUGGGAACAACGGGAUAUUAUUUAAUGAGUCUGCUCUAAAGGGGGCCCAUUUCAUUGAAUUAUGUACUCAACGAAACAUUCCUUUGGUCUUCCUUCAGAACAUCACUGGAUUUAUGGUUGGCUCGAGAUCAGAGGCAAAUGGUAUAGCAAAAUCUGGAGCAAAAAUGGUGAUGGCGGUUUCUUGUGCCAAGGUUCCCAAGGUUACUAUCAUUGUUGGUGGAAGCUUUGGUGCUGGCAAUUAUGCAAUGUGUGGUCGUGCUUAUAGUCCUGAUUUCAUGUACCUUUGGCCGAAUGCCAGAAUAUCUGUGAUGGGUGGUGCUCAGGCUGCUGGUGUCCUUGCUCAAAUAGAAAGGGGCAACAAGAAAAAGCAAGGAAUUGAGUGGGACAAGGAAGAAGAGGAAAAAUUCAAGGCAAAGGUAGUGGAGGCAUAUGAGAGGGAAGGAAACUCCUAUUACUCCACGGCAAGGCUGUGGGAUGAUGGAAUUAUCGAUCCAGCCGACACGAGAAAAGUCAUAGGCCUCUCCAUCUCUGCUUCUAUGAACCGUGACCCAGAAGAAACCAAGUACGGUGUAUUCAGAAUGUAA
Prunus armeniaca (apricot) is the source of this 1725-nucleotide messenger RNA. The record is from the annotation of a GenBank genome assembly. Lineage: Eukaryota; Viridiplantae; Streptophyta; Magnoliopsida; Rosales; Rosaceae.